GGGGUUGGCCACGGGUGGGACACCGCCUGAAACCUGUCCAAAAAAUGCAUAAUAUUUGCUCGAGGCUCGGGCGAAUUCUGCUCAUCUCCGCCGUUUUCUGCGUCGGUCUCUGCUCCGAGGAUGAGGAAAGAUUGGUGCGAGACUUGUUCAGAGGUUACAACAAACUCAUUAGACCCGUGCAGAACAUGACAGAGAAAGUGCACGUGAAUUUUGGCCUCGCUUUCGUGCAACUGAUCAACGUGAACGAGAAAAAUCAAAUUAUGAAAUCGAACGUUUGGCUGAGAUUCAUCUGGACGGAUUAUCAGCUGCAAUGGGACGAGGCAGACUAUGGCGGUAUCGGAGUACUUAGAUUACCACCCGACAAAGUAUGGAAACCUGACAUCGUGUUGUUUAACAACGCGGACGGGAACUACGAGGUGCGAUACAAGAGCAACGUGCUCAUCUAUCCGAACGGCGACGUCCUCUGGGUGCCACCGGCCAUCUACCAGAGUUCCUGCACCAUCGACGUCACUUACUUCCCCUUCGACCAGCAAACCUGCAUCAUGAAAUUCGGCUCCUGGACGUUCAACGGCGACCAAGUGUCCCUGGCUUUGUACAACAACAAGAACUUCGUCGAUCUGUCCGACUAUUGGAAGAGCGGCACCUGGGACAUAAUCAACGUUCCUGCCUACCUCAACACCUACAAAGGCGACUUUCCAACCGAGACUGACAUCACCUUCUACAUAAUCAUCAGACGAAAAACGUUGUUCUACACGGUGAACCUGAUCCUGCCUACCGUGCUCAUCUCUUUCCUAUGCGUGCUCGUGUUCUACCUUCCAGCCGAGGCUGGCGAGAAAGUGACGCUUGGGAUCAGUAUCCUCCUCUCGUUGGUCGUGUUCCUGUUGUUGGUCAGCAAGAUCCUGCCGCCGACCUCGUUGGUUCUCCCGUUGAUAGCCAAGUAUCUUCUGUUCACGUUCAUCAUGAACACGGUCAGCAUCCUGGUCACGGUGAUCAUAAUCAAUUGGAACUUCAGGGGGCCGAGGACCCACAGAAUGCCCCAAUUGAUCAGAAAGAUAUUCCUCAAGUAUCUGCCCACUAUACUGAUGAUGAGGAGGCCCAAGAAGACGCGUCUCAGGUGGAUGAUGGAGAUUCCGAACGUGACGUUGCCCACUUCCACUUACUCGGGCAGCCCGACAGAGUUGCCCAAACAUCUGCCCACCUCGUUGACGAAAUCCAAGAUGGAGGUGAUGGAGUUGUCGGAUCUUCAUCAUCCGAAUUGCAAGAUCAACAGGAAGGUUCAUCACACGACGAGCAGCUCGAGCGCGGCCGGCGGGGAAGGCCUAGCAGAUAGAAGGGGAUCGGAGAGCUCCGAUUCCGUGUUGCUCAGCCCCGAGGCUAGCAAAGCUACGGAGGCUGUCGAGUUCAUUGCCGAGCAUCUGAGAAACGAAGAUUUGUACAUACAGACGAGGGAAGAUUGGAAGUACGUGGCGAUGGUGAUCGAUCGACUGCAGCUUUACAUUUUCUUCCUGGUGACGACAGCGGGUACCAUCGGGAUCCUGAUGGACGCACCUCACAUCUUCGAGUACGUGGACCAGGAUCAUAUAAUAGAGAUCUACCGUGGAAAAUAA
Messenger RNA from Apis mellifera (honey bee), 1607 nucleotides. It is a transcript of the gene nAChRbeta1, whose product is annotated as nicotinic acetylcholine receptor beta1 subunit. Gene Ontology annotation, molecular function: transmembrane signaling receptor activity; acetylcholine-gated monoatomic cation-selective channel activity. Gene Ontology annotation, cellular component: neuron projection; postsynaptic membrane; synapse. The record is from RefSeq and is marked provisional. Gene Ontology annotation, biological process: regulation of membrane potential; chemical synaptic transmission; monoatomic ion transmembrane transport. Lineage: Eukaryota; Metazoa; Arthropoda; Insecta; Hymenoptera; Apidae.